AUGUCUUCUAAUAUUUUGAGACGCAUCCUCACAAAUGCACGAGUUUUCUCGACCGGACCCCCUCCCACUUCCCGUUCGCCACGCCGCUACCUCAGAACACUAGCCCUUGGCGGUUCCGUUGCCAUCACCGGCUACACCCUUGGCGCCUUCUACCCGCACCCUUACAUUACCUUCAUCUCCCCCCGGCCAGCCCCAGCGCCCCCCGACCCUGAUUCCCCACAAUCAAUUAGAUACACCGCAACUCUCGAACAAACCCUACAAACCCUCCCACUCCUCACGUCCCACCGUGCUCAGCCCGACGCCCACGAGUGGUAUGAGAGCCGCCCUUAUGCUAAUUACCCAGAGGAGCUCCGCGUAAACAGCCUCACUGCAGGUGCACUUCGUGGCCCCGGAAAACUCGCGCUUCCACCUCUCGUACGCGCUAGGAAGGAUGAGAGUGAGGCUCUCGUCAUCGUGCAUGUAGGUCGGGGUGUGUGUGGCCAUGAUGGGAUAAUUCACGGUGGGCUACUGGCUACUAUUUUGGAUGAGAGUCUGGCGCGAACUGCGAUUAUUAAUUUACCAGAAAAGAUUGGCGUCACUGCCAACUUGUCCAUAAAUUAUCGCGCCCCGACCUUUGCGGAUCAGUUCAUCGUCGUCCGGAUCAGUUUAGUCGACAAGGCAGGUCGCAAAUCCAAGGUCACUGGCAAAGUAGAGGAUCUCAAAGGCAACUUACUGGUCGAAGCGCACGCAACUUUCGUUCAACCCAAAUAUGCCCACCUACUCAAGAGCAAGGCUGUUCAACAAAUGAUGGGCGACCCCGAACCUGCUAGAUCAACUCCCGUACUCCUCAGCGAGGGCAUGCCGCCUCCCCCAUCCAAGGCAUAG
This is a messenger RNA of Suillus discolor, 864 nucleotides long. RefSeq names its product HotDog domain-containing protein. Bases 1 to 864 code for a protein of 287 amino acids. The record is from RefSeq and is a predicted model, not a curated record. The transcript has 4 exons. NCBI's taxonomy places the organism in Eukaryota, Fungi, Basidiomycota, Agaricomycetes, Boletales, Suillaceae.